This is a messenger RNA of Eruca vesicaria subsp. sativa (arugula), 1640 nucleotides long. The record is from the annotation of a GenBank genome assembly. Lineage: Eukaryota; Viridiplantae; Streptophyta; Magnoliopsida; Brassicales; Brassicaceae.
GCGAAUGCUCUUCUUCACACCACUAACUCGUAGUGAUCGAGAGAGAGAGAGAGAGAGAGAGAAUGGGUUUGAUAUCAUCAACGAAAGAGACGAAGACCAGUGGAAGAGGAAUGGGUUUCCUCUUCGUCUUCUUCCCUGACCACAACAGCGACGUCUCUCCUCUUGCUCCUUCUUCUUCGCCGGCAACUACAACGACACUCUUCCGCACCAGAUCCUCCCGUCUCCUCCUCUCCAAAGCUCAAUCCACAAUCUCAAUCUGCCUCCUCCUCCUUCUCCUCACCCUCUUCCUCUUCACUCUCUCCACCUUCGAACCUUCCUCCGUCUUCCCCGCCGUCUCCCACCGUCGCUUCCUCCUCACUCGCGACGUCGCCGGACCUCGCCGUCGCUCCGACCGCUUCGCUCUCCAGGGGAUGGGUACUCUGUUUUUGAGAGGAACAAAGAGCAUGCACGAUCUCGUCGUCGCGCACAUCGCUUCCGAUACGACGGAGCAAGAUCUCCGCCUCUUCUUACGGUUGUUACACCGCUCCGGAGUCACUUCCCGAUCCGACGUCGUUUUGCUCUUUAAUUCUCAGAGAUUCAAUGGAUUGAUCGAAGAAGAGAACAACUCGUUCUCGAAACUCGUUAAUUUGUACCGGAAUUUGAAUCAAACCGGAACCGUAACCGACUCGGUUUGGGGAUUUAAUCUCUCCCGGUUUAUAAAGAACCAAUCGAAGAAAGAAACGUCUGAGCCUAUCUGGGGAAAGAAAACUCAUCGAGCAAAUAACGAGACUGACUCAGACGAGUGGACUCACGGUUCGGUAGUGGGGUUUGACGUGGCCGAGUUGGACCCGGAAAACUCGCUAUCCGGGUUCAUGGACCACGUGCCGAUAGCCCUGAGGAGAUGGGCUUGUUACCCAAUGCUUCUCGGACGAGUCAGACGCAAUUUCAAACACGUGAUGCUCGUUGACGCAAAAACGUCAUUAUUCCUCGGUGAUCCGUUAACCCGGAUACGUAACCGGAGCCCCGAGUCAGUCCUCUUCUUCUCCUCAGCUUCUAAACACAGUAACAAGAUUAACCCGGCGGUUAUCAUCGGUGGAGGGAGAGGGAUCAGGAGACUAUCGAGCGCGAUGCACACUGAGAUCGUGAGAGCGACGAUGCAGCACAACAAGAGAAAGGGGUCGGUGUCGGAAUCGGGAGUGCUGAGUCAACUCGUUGGGAAUGUACAUAUGACGAAGGGCUUUGAAGUGGUUGGUCCGAGUGAGGUGGUUGCGGAAGCGAGUUCGUUAGCUGAGUUGAGGACGAGAAACUCGAUGGCUGCGGCUGCGUUGUCGAUAAAGGGUCGUGAUAUAAUACAACGUGGUAAUAGUAAUAGUAACGUUGUGGCGGUUAUUAUGAAACGUAUUUGUUCUUCUUCUGAGUUGGAUUCUUCUGUUUAUAGUUACUGUUAGUAUUAUUAUUAUUGUUUUGGAAAUUUAAAAUGUAAACACAAAACGAAAAAAAUAGGAGAUUUUUCGGUAUUUUAAAUUAAUAGAUUUUUUGUACACAUUUGACAUUUGUUAUCUUCUUAGAUUUUAUGUUUAUUUAUGUCCACGUUCUGUAUUCGUUAUUGAUUUGGUCUUCUUGAGAUGAUCAUAUAAAUACAAGAAAUAAGAGUAUUAUGC